AUGUCCCAAACGAGGGACUUCGAUACCAUGGGAGAUGCGCUGCUCGCAUUGAGUGCCAUGCGGGGUCUGGGAAGUGUCACCCGACGAGAUAGAUACCUUGACGCCAUCAUCUUCGCAAUGGAAGCAGAUAAACCAUCCCGGCUUCGUCACGCAGCCCUUCGAGCUGUAUUCGAUGCUCGUUUGAAACUAGAACUCGCGCCAACUCUGUUCGCUGCAGCCAAACCUAUCGCACCACAGCAUCUUGAUGAUGAAUUGGACGUCCUCUUUGAUCCCAGACGUGACGACUACUAUCUACGACUCAUUUUCACUCUGGCAAAGCAAAGUGAUUGGUGUGCUCAUUUAGAGAGAGCUGGUCACAUAGAGCGAUGCACAUCUCUGCUGGACCACGUCAUCAAGAACAAUCCAUCAAUAUUAUCUGUCCCAUCUCACCCUUACUAUCUUGCAGCCAUAUUGAUACGGAUGAACCUCUCGGGGGGUUAUCGAAGCUCGUUGAGGGGGGCUACCCUGGCCUCUGCUCUGGACUCGGAACCUACGAACGAGGAAGAAUGUCGUCCCACUACAGACCUUGCAGCCACACUGCACGCAGCCCCAGAGGCUCCUACUUCACCGGGCUUUCCGGACAAUAUAUUCGAGCAGGAGUGGUGGAAGCUGCUCAACAGAGCAUGGUGGGCGAUGCGUUGGAAUGACCUCCACCUUGAGGCAGAAGCAUUGAGGCACUGCCCAGCAUUGUCACGUACACUCUCGAUCUUCUGGAAACACCGAAUGCUCGAUGAUGAGGGGAGUUUUGUUUGA
Molecule: messenger RNA, 792 nt
Organism: Suillus fuscotomentosus
Lineage: Eukaryota; Fungi; Basidiomycota; Agaricomycetes; Boletales; Suillaceae
Exons: 2
Coding region: 1-792 (263 amino acids)
Source: RefSeq, a predicted model, not a curated record